Molecule: messenger RNA, 461 nt
Organism: Spirodela intermedia
Lineage: Eukaryota; Viridiplantae; Streptophyta; Magnoliopsida; Alismatales; Araceae
Source: the annotation of a GenBank genome assembly
AUGGCGCGGCCUGAGGGAGGAGGACCUCCCGGCGAGACGGAGAUGGAGGUGAGCCUGAAGUACCUCUCGAGGAAGCUCGACGAGUUCGCCAAGGCCAGGGACUGGGAGAAGUACCACAGCCCUAGAAAUCUCCUCCUCGCCAUGGUUGGAGCGGAAUUCAAAACCAUCCACGCAUUUUCUCAAACAUUUGGUGGGCACACUGGAAACGAACCUCCUGGUUUCUCCUGCAGGUGGGCGAGGUGGGGGAGCUCUCAGAGAUCUUCCAGUGGAGGGGGGAGGUGGCGAGAGGGCUGUCCAACUGGGACGAGUCGGAGAAGGAGCACCUGGGGGAGGAGCUCUCCGACGUGCUCCUGUAUCUCAUCCGAUUGGCGGACGUCUGCGGCAUUGAUCUCGGAGAAGCCGCCACCAAGAAAAUCGUCAAGAACGCCGUCAAAUACCCUGCUCCUCCUAAGCUCCCCUAG